AUGGCUUCUGCAGGCAAACGGAGAUGCACACGUAUUAAGGCCAAGGAUAUUGCAACUGCGUACACAGGUACCAGAAACGAGAGAGAUGGCGUACGCGCACCACCCUCACACAGGAACACCCAACAGGAAAUAAAACCAGCAUUAAUGUAAAUGAGUCAUGGCAUGAGAGGGAGAGUAAGAGAGCAGAAAGGGAGGGCGCUUGGGUGCAAGAGAGACAGGAAGGUGCGUAUGUAAGCCAGUGUGCAGUGAAGAGCGAGAGCCACUGCUAUGCCCCAGCAGUGAUGGACUCUCAGAACCGUGCCGCGCUGGAUAUCUCCACCAGAAACCCCCAGGAUGACUUUGAAAUCCUUUUGCGAGUCGGCGGAGGCACCUAUGGAGAAGUCUAUAAGGCACGGAACAAGCAGAAUAGAGAAAUGGCUGCUCUCAAGAUCAUCAAGAUGGAACCAGAGGAUGACUUUUCGGUGAUCCAGCAGGAGAUUGUGAUGGUGAAGAGCUGCAUGCACCGCAACAUCGUAGCUUACUUUGGUAGCUAUAUCCGGGCCAACAAGCUAUGGAUUUGUAUGGAAUAUUGUGGUGGAGGUUCUCUCCAAGACAUCUACCACAUAACUGGACCUCUGUCAGAGCAGCAAAUUGCCUAUGUGUGCAGAGAGAUGCUAACGGGUCUUGAAUAUCUGCACGGACAGAAGAAGAUUCACAGAGACAUUAAGGGUGCAAAUAUUCUUCUGAAUGACCAAGGAGAAGUGAAGCUUGCGGACUUCGGGAUUUCCGCGCAGAUCACAGCCACGUUUGCUCGCCGCAUGUCCUUCAUCGGAACGCCGUACUGGAUGGCGCCAGAGGUUGCCGCCGUGGAGAUCAAGGGCGGCUACAACGAGCUGUGCGACAUUUGGUCUGUGGGCAUCACUGCCAUCGAGCUGGCGGAGCUGCAGCCUCCCAUGUUUGACGUUCACCCGCUCAGGGUGCUGUUUCUCAUGUCCAAGAGCGGCUACCAGCCUCCGAAAUUAAAGGACAAAGCAAAGUGGUCAACUGCAUUUCAUAACUUCAUCAAGAUGAUGCUCAUCCGGAACCCGAAGAAGAGGCCCAGUGCCUCUAAGCUGUUGACGAAUAGCUUUCUUUCUCAGACCUGUUUAAACCAGUCCCUGACCCUGGACCUACUGGAGAAGCAUCGGCAUCCAGAAAGGCUUAAGGAUUGCCUGCAGGCUGAGGAAGAGGACAUGGAGGUCAUCAUACCAGGAUCCCUGAGAAGAAUCCGCUCCACAAAUCGACACAGCAAAGCUGAACGCACCAAUUCUGACAGCAGCUGGCAACAGCAGCCAGACAGAAAGUGUUUGGAUGGAACGGUACAGCACAAGCGAGAUGCCAUGUCAACAAGUUCUGCAGGCAGAGAUGAGGUGACGCACAGGAGAGAAAACAGGGUUACAGUCAACACGAAGCCUACUCCAAGGAAACACAGGCCACACGGCAGGGAGGAGAGUAUGGAUUCAGAUGAUGAUUACGACGAUGUGGAUAUCCCUAGUAACUAUAGCAAUAGCGAAACCUUGCCAGCAGAUGAGGUCCCGCCUCCACUUCCUCCCAAACCGAAGCUGCGGACGAGCUCGGAGGAGAGCGUCAGCGGGGAUGACAGUCGCGGGCGGGGAGCGCCGUGCUCCCUGUACGCCCCCUCCCCCCUAGUGCGCUGCUCAAGCAGCACCCCCACCCGCCCCGUCCCUCGACCGCGGUCUGUCCGCAACGUCAACUCCGACCCCACCUCAUUUGCUGGUCACAUGAUUGACAGCCCCCCAGACCAACAGCCACCUGUCCUUCCCCCCAAGAAGGAUAGGAGACAGAGACAGUGCCAGCAGGUCCCAGGCGAUGGACCAAGUACAGCGCUGAAGAAACCUCCAGUAAUCUUUAAAAAAGUGUUUCAUGGGUGUCCUUUAAAGAUCAACUGCUCAACCAUAUGGGAUCAUCCCACAACCAAAGAUCAUCACCUCAUCUUUGGAGCAGAUGAGGGCAUCUUCACACUCAACUUGAAUGGGCAGGAAGCCACAAUGGAGCUGCUCUAUCCUGGAAAGUGCACUUGGGUCUAUACCAUUAACAACGUCCUCAUGUCGAUAUCAGGUAAGGCGUCCCAGCUGCACUCUCACUCCCUGAAGGAGCUGUAUGACCAGGCGCGUAAGGAGCACCGUAUCGUGGCCUUGCCAACGCACAGACUCCUGCCCAGGAAAUGUGUCAUAAGCAGUAAAAUCCCAGACACCAAGGGCUGUAAGACAUGCCGUGUGGGUGAAAACACACAGCAGGGCUGCAUCUUCCUGUGUGGGGCCCUCGAGUCCAGUGUGGUGCUGCUGCAAUGGUAUGAGCCCAUGCACAAGUUCAUGCUCAUCAAGCAUUUUGACUUCCCGCUGCCCAGCCCUCUGCGGGUGUUUGAGAUGCUGAUCGUUCCGGAUCAGGAGUACCCGCUGGUCUGCAUCGGGCUGACCAGGGGGCCGAACCCAUUCCAGCCCGUGCAGCUGGAGAACAUCAACCUCAACUCCAAUACCUCCUGGUUCACAGACACUGGCGCAGGGAAUUCCAGUCCUGAUAUAGUACAGGUCAACCAAUUGGACUGCAGCACCCUACUAGUGCUCCUAGAGAAGACUGUACAUAUUGUGAGCCUUGAGGGUACCCCAAAGAGCCAAUGCAAGCUGCAGACUGAGACAAACUUCUCCUUCAGCGUGGAGGCCGUAGUGUUUUUCGAAGACACCUUGCUAGCGAUGUGGAGACACGGGUGGCAGCGAAGAGGAGAGUGCUUCUCAGACAUCCUGCAGGAGAUCACAGAACCCAAGAAGGCUUUCCGUCUCGUGGGAUCUGACAGGACGGUUGUCAUGGAAACACGGCAAUGUGAAGACCAGUCGGGGCUCAGUAAUCUGUAUGUCCUGGAGAUUGCCGAGACAUUUGUCCCAAGUACUUGAGCUAAAAUAUAUGGAUAGGGAGACAUGCUUAUCUAUAUUAGUUGCAUCCCUUUUAUGACUUGUGAACAUUCCAGAAACUCUGCCAGCCCUUGUGAGGUGACAAUUCUCCAAGUCAAGUUCAAACUAGAUUUUUUUUUGUCAUCUUCAUUUACUACCCAAAGUUAUUCUAUAUUUCAGAUGUUUUUUUUUUUGGUUUUUGAAAUGGUAGCAUCACAUAUCAAAAGACUUUCCAACCAAUAACUCAUAGACCUGAGAAGUUCAUCAAACAUGCUGGUAUUUUCAGUGUAAAAUACAACCAAUUGGACAUUGCAUAAACAGUUCUUUUUUCUUUGUGAUUUCACUCUCACAAACACAGGCACAAAGCUGAAAUUUUUAAAAGCUGUGAAAGGAGCAAAAAAGAGAGAAAAGAAUUGUAACAUAAAUUAAAUGUUUUCAAAGGUUAUUUUCAGCAGGUUUUUCACCACUAAUAACAAUCAUUUCCGUAAUAAUAAUUUCGGGUGAUGUCUUGAUUCCAAGCACCUUCAUCCAUAGUCCAAAUAUGAAUCCUAUUUAACCAGCGUAACAUUAUGUUCAGAGCUGAGUAAUUCAGGUCCAGAGAGUAAAAAUCCAGACCAAGAUUUUGUUUCAACCAACCAGUUGAGUAUAAAGAGUCACAGUCAUAGAGUACUCAACUGGUUGGUUGAAACAAAAUCCAGGUCUGGACUUUUACUCUCUGGACAUGAAUUACGCAACUCUGAUUAUGUGCACAAAUAAACCUUAUGCGUCACAGCACAUCAGUAGGCUGCAAAAAGAUACUAAAGUGGUCUGCUGGUACAUACUACUCCACCUAUUAAACACCGAUUUCCUUAAGUACCUGCCAUGCUCUCCGAUUUCACCAGAAAAUGCGUGGUAACUCAAAAAGCUCACAAACUUUUCUGUUUGAUGAGUAAGCAUUUUUCCAAAUAUGAAAUAUAUAACUACAUAUUAUUACAACUAUUGUGCGUUUCUGACACAAAUUUAUGCAAAAGAAACAUUUCCCAAAAAGUGUACAAAAGAAUCUGUGACUUGGCUGCUUGUAGAUAACACCAUGAAAAAAGUCGUUAAGUCGUGAGAGCUUAAUGCUCUUUCCAAAUAUACUUGUCUAGCUAAACAUUUCAGUUAAAUGUUUAAUGUUAAGUGUAGCUAUUUGCGGCAUGUAAUUUUCUCUGUAUAUUUAAUUUAGUUAUGUAAUAAAACUGUGUUGCUAAGGCC
Molecule: messenger RNA, 4157 nt
Organism: Paramormyrops kingsleyae
Lineage: Eukaryota; Metazoa; Chordata; Actinopteri; Osteoglossiformes; Mormyridae
Product: mitogen-activated protein kinase kinase kinase kinase 5
Biological process (GO): intracellular signal transduction; protein phosphorylation
Cellular component (GO): cytoplasm
Molecular function (GO): MAP kinase kinase kinase kinase activity; ATP binding
Source: RefSeq, a predicted model, not a curated record